UAAUGUAGUGCAGUUUUUCGCGGGGAUUCUCUCUCUCUCUGUCUCUGUCUCUGUCUAUACGUAUACUUAUCAGCUUUUGGAGUAUUACUCUCAGUUCUCUUUUUUACUCCUCCGGUUUUCAAGAAAACGUUACAUGCUCUAUUCCAAGAAGAUUUUCUUUUGGCUUUUGGAACUCUCAGCUAUACCUUUCUUUGCGUUUAAUAUCUGUCCUGGAAACUACAGCUGUGUAACUGCUUUUGUAACAAAUCUUUUGUGUCACUUCUUAGAAGGCUGAAGGGGAGCCUUGGAGCAAAGGAAUAUUACUUAGAUAACAAGGCAGGAGUAUGAGACUUUAUGCCAUGUGAAGUGAAAUCAAAUAAUGAGCCGGUGAAGCCUAUUUUGAGAAUGGGGCACAGACUAGAAACUACACGUCAUCAUGAAAGCUCCAGUGCUGGAGCUGAAGAAGAGAUCAAAUCAUCCCGAGCAAAUCGAAGUUCAAAGUCCAGAGACAAGUAUAAAGUCGAAAACACAGUCGAUAAACCAUACAUUAACAGGCAUCAUGACUCAAGCAAGACGGUCAAGCAAAAUGUUAUACAGUUGACCUGUUCCGACAAUUCGUUUGGGAGUAAGGAAAACAAAGAUGACGAGCUUGUCAAGUACAUGUCCAAUUUGCCAGGUUAUCUGCAGCAUGCAGAAAAGGGAAAGAAUAUUCAAGGGAAGGCUUUGAAUUUUGGAGUCCUUGAUUGGGAGCGUCUGGAGAAAUGGAAGUAUAAUGAACGUAUGCCUGCAAAGUGUCAUCGUAAAACGUUAUCAGUUAGUUCUCCAUUUGUUGCUGGAAGGCCUCCCACUGCAUAUGGCAUGCCUUCUCAGAGAAAGCAAAUGCCAUCACCGGGUGGUUCGUCUUCUGAACAAAAGUUUGCAGAACCUGUCCAGCGAUCCCAAUCAGAGUUUAUGCAGACCCAGGAUUUGCAAACUUCUCGGUGCCCAACAAAGCAUGGGAAGCAGAAACAAUGUCUUAGGAAGGAGAUACCAUCUCACAGGCGCAAUUCCGAGCUAAAUAUUGGUAAAUACAUGGGCAGUGAAGAUUUAUCCUCGGUACAGAUUAAGAAUGUCAACAUUCCCAAAAGAGAGAUCAAAUUCGACAACGAAGUCAAUCUUACUACCCAAAAUUGCACUGCUGAACCCAAGAAUAUCGUUCUAUUGGUUCCGAAACAUCGUUCAGAAACAAGUAUGGAGGACUCUCAAUUCUCAGAAUCCCGAAAAUCUUUUGAUGAGCAACCAGCUGAGGUGAUGAGGACCAGAUUUUCUGACUGUUCUUCUCUGGAGUCCUACUCUAGUGAACUGUGUGCUGUUCCGCAUUCGUGUCCUCUGCCCGCUAGCUCUGCAACGAAUACAGAGUCUCAUGUGAAGCAACACCAAUUGCCUAAUGCUCGAGGCAUAAAGUCAGAUUUAUGCUCAUCCCCAUGUCAAAAUGAGAGGAUAACUACACGCUCUUCAUUUGAUGCCAAAUAUCUGAAUCACCAUAAAUGUGAUGCAGAAUUGGGAGUCCCAGCUGAGACUUCACAGAGAAAGGAUUUGGACACUGCAGAGCAGCCAGUGGCAAAGGGAAGACAUCCGUCCCCUAAUAAGAGAUUUAGCUUCAGUCUUAGUCGAAUGAGCAGAAGUUUCAGUUUUAAGGAGACCUCGGCUGUUUCACCAUCGAAUAGUACAAAUAGCAUCCCGAAGUCUGGCCCCGUUGGAGCUUCUUCCAGUGUGAAUACCAGUAAUCUAGAGAAGCCAAAUGCUGGUGUCAGAGGGAGAUCUAGCCCUUUGAGAAGACUCCUAGACCCACUGCUGAGGCCUAAGGGGAUGCAUUCAGCUGAGACUUGUCCGCCUCCUAAUGGAAACUCAAAUGGCAAUACUUUGCCCACUAACCACAGUAAGCACGUUCGUAUGAAAAAGCAUCAGCCCUCAACUCUUCAGGCUCUUCUGCAGCUUACACUUAAGGAUGGAGUUCCAUUUUUUAAACUUGUGGUUGACGAUGAUGGUGGUAUUCUUGCUGCAGCUGUAAAGAAGUUACCAACAUAUGGGAAGGGUGGAAGUAGCUUGGUUUAUGCUUUCUAUGCAGUCCAUGAAAUUAAAAGGAAGAGUGGGGGUUGGAUGAGCCAGGGACCAAAAGAGAAAAGUGCUGGCUUUGGUUAUAAAGUGAUCGGUCAGAUGGAGAUUUCUAGUUCCAAAGUUCUGAAUUCAAGUAUAAAUGACCACAAAAACAUAUCUGUGCGAAGGGAAUCUGUCUUGUAUAGCAUUGAUUCUGGACGAGUGGACAAGCAAGUGCCUGAUUCUUCUCAAAAAAGAGAGCUGGCCGCCAUUGUCGUUAUGAACUCAAGUCAAAACCAAAUUGGUGCAGAUACACCAUUUGAUCAAUACAAACAAGGUAUGCAGCAUUUACCUGGAGAGACCUGUGAAGCAGGAGAAAGCAAGACAUGUGGUGACGUUGUAGUCAUUCUUCCUGGCGGUACACAUAGCUUGCCAAAUGAUGGAGCUCCUUCCUCAUUGCUUGAACGAUGGAGAUCUGGUGGAGUAUGUGAUUGCGGAGGGUGGGAUGUCGGUUGCAAGCUAAAAGUACUUGAACAGGACAAGAACUGCAGGAACCAAGAUUUUCUAAACCUUUUCAUUCAGGGAGGGGAUCAGAGGAGCAAGCCUAUCUUCAGCAUGGCACCACUCAAGAAUGGACUGUACUCUGUUGAAUUUGAUUCAUCGGUUCCUUUGUUAGAGGCAUUCUCCAUCUGUGUCUCGGCCCUGACUAGUCACAAACUAGCUGAUAUCUUCCAAAUUGGAUCUCUAGGACAGAAGGCGAUGAAGACUUCAACCACUGUCCAAGCACAAGUCCCUCAAAGAUAUGUGUCAUCUCCACCUCCGUCACCUGUUGGAAGGAUCUAGGUAUAUGAUGAAAAGGAAACUGAUGAAGCAAGAAUCACUUUAACCAGAUUAUUUUAGCUACUUGAUCAUAGCAUGUUCUCAACUGCAACUCACUGAGAAUCUGUGGUUCGAAUAAGUCAUCUUCUACCUCUCAUUUUGUACGUCUUUGAUCAGCUGUAAAUUCUCUCUUAUAUUUAGGAAAUAAUGUCAAUGCCGCAAGGUAUAGUAGAAUGAACUCGGUGGAAAAGGCUAUAGAGAAAGUAGAACUCUUUAAAUAUACAGUGUCUGGAUUCCGCUUCCUUUGUUUUUAUCAAAGGUAAUGUUGACAGUCUUACUGUUAUUGAGGUUUCUGAAACUCGUUAAACUAGAGAGAUUGCCUAUAUAUUAUGUUGAUGUUGCUGUG
Messenger RNA from Nicotiana tabacum (common tobacco), 3280 nucleotides. RefSeq lists its product as uncharacterized. Lineage: Eukaryota; Viridiplantae; Streptophyta; Magnoliopsida; Solanales; Solanaceae. The record is from RefSeq and is a predicted model, not a curated record.